This is a messenger RNA of Jaminaea rosea, 2502 nucleotides long. RefSeq names its product TPR-like protein. The transcript has a single exon. Gene Ontology annotation, biological process: protein import into peroxisome matrix, docking. The record is from RefSeq and is a predicted model, not a curated record. Bases 44 to 2203 code for a protein of 719 amino acids. Gene Ontology annotation, molecular function: protein binding. NCBI's taxonomy places the organism in Eukaryota, Fungi, Basidiomycota, Exobasidiomycetes, Microstromatales. Gene Ontology annotation, cellular component: cytosol; peroxisomal membrane.
CGAGUGGUCCAUCUUGGUUGCCUCUCUACCAUUCCCAUCAAUCAUGUCGUUCCUCUCAGCCGCAGAAUGCGGUGCCUCCUCGAAUCCGCUCAAUCAGCUGCUGAAGCAAACGCAGAAUGACCGCUCGCUCCAGCAUGGCGAUCGUAUGCAGCAGCAGCAGGGCGGCCCACAGGCCAAUGCCUUUCGGCAGGCCCAAGGUGGACUAGGCGGCGAGCAGAUGGAUGCCAACUUCAUGCGCCACCAAGCCCAACAGCUCGGCGGCGGUGGUGGUGCGGGUCCUGCAUUCGACUUUCAAACGAUGCGCAAGGAGAUGGAGAUGAUGCGUGCCAGCGGAGCACCGCCACCUAGCAGUGCUGCGUGGGCUAAUGAGAUGAGCGCUAGAGCUUCACCCGGGCCUGCAGGAAUGCAGCAUCAUGCUCCCCCUCAAAUGUCGGGAGGGUCGGCAUGGGGCAAUCAAUUCCAGCAACAGCACCAGCAGCAGCCCAUCAGUUCCCCCUCGAUGGCUCAGCAGCAGCAGCAGCAGCAACAGGGUCCCGCCUCCUCCGGCUCCUCGUACAUGAAUCGCCUCGCCUAUGGCGGUUACGGUGGCGGCAUGAUGAGCAGCUACGGCGGUGGCGGCGGUAUGAUGAUGAACAACGCUCCCGCUUCUCAACAGCAAGACAAGGGCAAAUCGCGCAUCGUAGAGCUGGACAAUGCCUCAUGGGAAGCCCAAUUCAAGGCCCUGGACGACGCUCAAGCUGCCGCUGAGGCAGAUGCUGCUCAGGCCAGCGCGGUAGACAAGGGCAAGGGCAAAGCCCGUGAAGAGGCUCACCUCGAGUCAGAGGAAGACCAGGACGCAGCAGUACGCCGAGCACUGGAUGGGAUAAGCGACGACAUUACAGCAGAGGGGCGUGCAGCAGACGACCGUUUCCAGGAGCUCUGGAAUGCCAUGAAGCACAGCACUGCGGGAGAUCAAGCCGAAGUGGAUGAGGACCUCGCCAAGUGGGAAGAGGAGCUCAACGCCCAAAACGAGGGGGUCGGAUAUCGUCACCCUGGCGGCGGGAUUGCGGGUGGGGAUGGUGGGCUACUGGAGACGGCAGGUUGGGAUGGAAGUGAAGACAAGCUGCUCGAGGGCUUCGGCACGCUAGGAGCGGAUGGGUACCCUCGCCUGGGCAACUACAGGCUCAGCAACCAGAACCCUUAUAUGCAGCACGCCGACCCACUCGCGGAGGGGUUGCGCCUUCUCUCCGAGGGCGGCUCACUCAGCGACGCCACCAUGGCAUUUGAAGCCGCGACGGUCAAGCCGCAAUCUGGAGGCACGGGCGGUGAAGCCAACGAGGUGGACAGGGAGCGUCGUGCCCGCUCUGAGGCUUGGCGGCGCUUGGGCGAGGCACAGGCAAUGAAUGAGCGCGAGACGCAGGCUGUCCGUGCGCUUGAGGAGGCGAUUCGGGUAGACGAGGGAAAUUUGGAGGCUUACAUGGCUCUCGCGAUCAGCUACAUCAACGAAGGGUACGACGUUGCGGCUCACUCGACGCUGCAGCGCUACAUUGCCCGCGCUUACCCUCACCUCAAGAGCGAUGCUUCCACUCUCCCGGACUUGCGCGCUGUGGAGCCCGAACAAGCUCCUGGUGGCCAACAAAACCCUUGGGCUACCCUCAACUCCGUCACCAACUCCUUCCUCGCCGCCGCACGCGAAAAUGCCUCUCGUUCCCUCGUGGACGCCGAGGUUCAAGUCGGGCUCGGUGUCCUCUUCUACGCCGACUCGUCCUACGAGAAGGCAGAAGACUGUUUCCGCUCAGCGCUCGAAGUUCGACCUAACGACUUUCUGCUUUGGAAUCGUCUGGGAGCCACGUUAGCCAAUGGCGGAAAGCCGGAGAUGGCCAUCGAGGCCUACCACAAGGCUCUCGAGUUGCGCCCGACGUUCACUCGCGCCAUCUAUAAUCUGAGCGUUUCAUGCCUCAACCUCGGUGCUCAUCAUGAGGCUGCUGAGCACUUGCUCUCCGCUCUCGCUCUCCAGCAGACGCAGAGGUUGCCAGACGCUCCGCAGGGCGCUUCGGCUGGAGGAGGAGGUGGAGGGCCUCCUCCCCUCGCUGAGGCGCAGGAGUCGCACGGAUUGUGGAGUACGUUGCGCAGGAUCUUCUUGGCUAUGGAUCGCAUGGAUUUGGCGGGCAAGGCGCAUGUGGGGAGUAGCUUGGAGGGGUUCAGAGGCGAGUUCGAUUUCUGAGCCAGCGAGGGGAGGCGGCGGGAUGAGGUAGGGCCGUAGAUGCGGCGUGAGAGGGAGCCCGAACCACGAGAAUGGGCACAAUGGCUUCGCAUAUCGAUCAUUCUGGUCUUCCUCGCAAACAGCGAGAUACACAAUUUACAUCGUUUUCGCGCCUUUCUCACAAAUAGAGCGCCAUUCAAGCCUCGUAAUGCGGGGGCAGCUCCUCGUCCGCCUCCUGGCCGUCCCCUUGCUGAUGAGGAUGCUGCGCAUGGGUCGUCCCGAUCGCCCCACCCUGUUGCGCCUCGACCUGCUCGUAGCUC